GUGGACGGAACGCAAUGCUGCUAGUGUGACGUAUAAUCUAGUGGACGGAACGUUUCUUUCAACAGCAGUAACAACUAGUCAGCCACCUCGGUAGCUUGCUAGCCAAAAUAGCCGAACCCAUAAAGCUCUUUAGACGCUUUAGUGUAUAUUAGCCACUGUGUUUUAAACCCUCUUCUGUCGUCUAGUUAGUUAGUUAUCCUAUUUCAUUUCAUAUUUACGGUGUUGUUGUUAUUAUUAAGCUAGCGGGCUGGUUAAGUUAGCAUUAGCCUAGCUAGCUAACAUCUCAGACCAUGAGUUCACUAAAUUACUCUCCUCCUGCUGAAGAAGAGACGGUCUGCUGGACGGAGAAAGAAGCUCUCAUCAAAGAGGAGGAGGAAGAGAAGGAUGUUACAAAACAAAAACAUGUAGAGGGUGAGGCUGUUACAGGGAAAGAAGAAGAGAAAGACGUUUCAGUGAAAGAAGAGGAAGACGUUACAGUGAAAGAAGAGGCGUUCAGAGUGAAAGAGGAGGAGGGUGUUACAGUAAAAGAUGAGGAGGAUUCAGUUUUUGAAGUGAAAGCGGAGGAGGGGGAGAAUACGGUCUCAUCGGAAGAAGAGGAGGAAGAAACUGGAUAUCUGGGCCCGAUUUCCCAAACGCAAUUUAAGGCAUCCAGUGGUUCUAAAGAUGAACUUAGCCAUAAGAUGGUUUUGAGAAACCGGGCCGUGAUUACCACUGGAGAGAUACGGGACUAUCGUGGAUCCUCUGGGGAGCCUCAACAACCUCAUGAUGCUGAAGAGGCAGAGAAGAGUCUCUCCAGAUCAGAACACGUCAAGAAACACCAGCAGAGAUCCACAGGGAAGAAAUCUCACUGCUGCUCUGACUGUGAGAAGAGAUUCACCUCCACAUCAGCCAUUAAACUUCAUCAGAGAAUCCACACAGGAGAGAAACCUUAUAGCUGUGAUCAAUGUGGGGAGAGGUUUACUAAAUCUAGCAGUCUGACGAAACACCAGAGAACACACACAGGAGAGAAACCUUAUAGCUGUGAUCAAUGUGGGAAGAGUUUUUCUACUUCUGGCUCUCUGACAGUGCACCAGAGAAUACACACAGGAGAGAAACCUUAUAGCUGUGAUCAAUGUGGGAAGAGUUUUUCUACUUCUGGCUCUCUGAGAGUGCACCAGAGAACACACACAGGAGAUAAACCUUAUAGCUGUGAUCAAUGUGGGAAGAGUUUUUCUACUUCUGGCUCUCUGACAGUGCACCAGAGAAUACACACAGGAGAUAAACCUUAUAGCUGUGAUCAAUGUGGGAAGAGUUUUUAUCAUUCUAGUGAACUGACAGUGCACCAGAGAACACACACAGGAGAGAAACCUUAUAGCUGUGAUCAAUGUGGAAAGAGUUUUAGUCAAUCUAGCUAUCUGAAAGUGCACCAGAGAACACACACAGGGGAGAAACCUUAUAGCUGUGAUCAAUGUGGGAAGAGUUUUACUACAUCUGGCUCUCUGACUUUACACCAGAGAACACACACAGGAGAGAAACCUUAUAGCUGUGAUCAAUGUGGGAAGAGGUUUACUAAAUCUAGCAGUCUGACGAAACACCAGAGAAUCCACACAGGAGAGAAACCUUAUAGCUGUGAUCAAUGUGGGAAGAGUUUUACUACAUCUGGCUCUCUGACUUUACACCAGAGAACACACACAGGAGAGAAACCUUAUAGCUGUGAUCAAUGUGGGAAGAGGUUUACUAAAUUUAGGAGUCAGACUAGACACCUGAGAACACACACAGGAGAGAAAUCUUAUAUCUGUGAUCAAUGUGGGAAGAGUUUUACUACAUCAAGCAAUCUGACUUCACACCAGAGAACACACACAGGAGAGAAAUCUCAUAGCUGUGGUCAAUGUGGGAAGAGUUUUACUACUUCUGGCUCUCUGACAGUGCACCAGAGAACCCACACAGGAGAGAAACCUUAUAGCUGUGAUCAAUGUGGGAAGAGUUUUACUACUUCUGGCUCUCUGACAGUGCACCAGAGAACACACACAGGAGAGAAACCUUAUAGCUGUGAUCAAUGUGGGGAGAGGUUUACUAAAUCUAGCAGUCUGACGAAACACCAGAGAACACACACAGGAGAGAAACCUUAUAGCUGUGAUCAAUGUGGGAAGAGUUUUUCUACUUCUGGCUCUCUGACAGUGCACCAGAGAAUACACACAGGAGAGAAACCUUAUAGCUGUGAUCAAUGUGGGAAGAGUUUUUCUACUUCUGGCUCUCUGAGAGUGCACCAGAGAACACACACAGGAGAUAAACCUUAUAGCUGUGAUCAAUGUGGGAAGAGUUUUUCUACUUCUGGCUCUCUGACAGUGCACCAGAGAAUACACACAGGAGAUAAACCUUAUAGCUGUGAUCAAUGUGGGAAGAGUUUUUAUCAUUCUAGUGAACUGACAGUGCACCAGAGAACACACACAGGAGAGAAACCUUAUAGCUGUGAUCAAUGUGGAAAGAGUUUUAGUCAAUCUAGCUAUCUGAAAGUGCACCAGAGAACACACACAGGGGAGAAACCUUAUAGCUGUGAUCAAUGUGGGAAGAGUUUUACUACAUCUGGCUCUCUGACUUUACACCAGAGAACACACACAGGAGAGAAACCUUAUAGCUGUGAUCAAUGUGGGAAGAGGUUUACUAAAUCUAGCAGUCUGACUAAACACCAGAGAAUCCACACAGAAGAGAAACCUUAUAGCUGUUAUCAAUGUGGGAAGAGUUUUUCUACUUCUCUCUAUCGGGCAGUGCACCAGAGAACACACACAGGAGAGAAACCUUAUAGCUGUGAUCAAUGUGGGAAGAGGUUUACUAAAUUUAGGAGUCAGACUAGACACCUGAGAACACACACAGGAGAGAAAUCUUAUAUCUGUGAUCAAUGUGGGAAGAGUUUUACUACAUCAAGCAAUCUGACUUCACACCAGAUAACACACACAGGAGAGAAAUCUCAUAGCUGUGGUCAAUGUGGGAAGAGUUUUACUACUUCUGGCUCUCUGACAGUGCACCAGAGAACCCACACAGGAGAGAAACCUUAUAGCUGUGAUCAAUGUGGGAAGAGUUUUACUACUUCUGGCUCUCUGACAGUGCACCAGAGAACACACACAGGAGAGAAACCUUAUAGCUGUGAUCAAUGUGGGGAGAGGUUUACUAAAUCUAGCAGUCUGACGAAACACCAGAGAACACACACAGGAGAGAAACCUUAUAGCUGUGAUCAAUGUGGGAAGAGUUUUUCUACUUCUGGCUCUCUGACAGUGCACCAGAGAAUACACACAGGAGAGAAACCUUAUAGCUGUGAUCAAUGUGGGAAGAGUUUUUCUACUUCUGGCUCUCUGAGAGUGCACCAGAGAACACACACAGGAGAUAAACCUUAUAGCUGUGAUCAAUGUGGGAAGAGUUUUUCUACUUCUGGCUCUCUGACAGUGCACCAGAGAAUACACACAGGAGAUAAACCUUAUAGCUGUGAUCAAUGUGGGAAGAGUUUUUAUCAUUCUAGUGAACUGACAGUGCACCAGAGAACACACACAGGAGAGAAACCUUAUAGCUGUGAUCAAUGUGGAAAGAGUUUUAGUCAAUCUAGCUAUCUGAAAGUGCACCAGAGAACACACACAGGGGAGAAACCUUAUAGCUGUGAUCAAUGUGGGAAGAGUUUUACUACAUCUGGCUCUCUGACUUUACACCAGAGAACACACACAGGAGAGAAACCUUAUAGCUGUGAUCAAUGUGGGAAGAGGUUUACUAAAUCUAGCAGUCUGACUAAACACCAGAGAAUCCACACAGAAGAGAAACCUUAUAGCUGUUAUCAAUGUGGGAAGAGUUUUUCUACUUCUCUCUAUCGGGCAGUGCACCAGAGAACACACACAGGAGAGAAACCUUAUAGCUGUGAUCAAUGUGGGAAGAGGUUUACUAAAUUUAGGAGUCAGACUAGACACCUGAGAACACACACAGGAGAGAAAUCUUAUAUCUGUGAUCAAUGUGGGAAGAGUUUUACUACAUCAAGCAAUCUGACUUCACACCAGAUAACACACACAGGAGAGAAAUCUCAUAGCUGUGGUCAAUGUGGGAAGAGUUUUACUACUUCUGGCUCUCUGACAGUGCACCAGAGAACCCACACAGGAGAGAAACCUUAUAGCUGUGAUCAAUGUGGGAAGAGUUUUACUACUUCUGGCUCUCUGACAGUGCACCAGAGAACACACACAGGAGAGAAACCUUAUAGCUGUGCUCAAUGUGGGAAAAGUUGUACUACAUCAAGCAAUCUGACUUCACACCAGAGAACACACACAGGAGAGAAAUCUCAUAGUUGUGAUCAAUGUGGGAAGAGUUUUAUGACAUCAAGUAAUCUGACUACACACCAGAAAACACACACAGGAGAGAAACCUUGUAGCUGUGAUCAAUGUGGGAAGAGUUUUUCUACUUCUGGCUCUCUGACAGUGCACCAGAGAAUACACACAGGAGAUAAACCUUAUAGCUGUGAUCAAUGUGGGAAGAGUUUUUGUCAAUCUAGUAUGCUGACAGUGCACCAGAGAACACACACAGGAGAUAAACCUUAUAGCUGUGAUCAAUGUGGGAAGAGUUUUAGUCAAUCUAGCAAUCUGACAGUGCACCAGAGAACACACACAGGAGAGAAACCUUAUAGCUGUGAUCAAUGUGGGAAGAGUUUUACUAGAUCUAGCUAUCUGACAGUGCACCAGAGAACACACACAGGAGAGAGACCUUAUAGCUGUGGUCAAUGUGGGAAGAGUUUUACUAGAUCUAGCUAUCUGACAGUGCACCAGAGAACACAUUCAGGAGAGAAAUCGUAUAGCUGUGACCAGAGGUAAUCUGAUAAAAGAUCUCUGACUAAACAUCAGAAAAUACAUGAAGGAGGUGUUUCAUGAUAUCAAUGAAUUAAUGUCACAAUGUAGAAUGUUUAAACAUUGUAGUAGGAGUAUUUUAAUAUUGUCACAAUGUAGAAGCCUAAAUGUUUGUCCCCUGUUCUAUUGAUUUCAACAUGAUAUGGAUAUUAUCCUCAGGGGGGAAAUCCAGGCUCUGAAUUGAAAGAGUACUAUUUAUGAGAUUUAGUAAGUUCACAUUAUUCCCAGAUUCAGUGUGGUUUUUGAGCUGUUAGUUUUAACAGUACGUGCAACCUCAUCUCCCUCCUGUCGCACAAAUGAUUUUAGCAUGAAAUUGAUUAGUUAUGACAAAUAAGUGUUGCGUUCCUUUGUUUAGCGACCCCUACAUUUAAACGCAUUCCAACAUCACGUUUCCCCUCUAAUCGAUAUCAGUGAUUUAUUGCUACUUGUCAAAACAGCGUUUCUGGUGCUUGUGCAGUUUAUAAGGAGCUUGUUUAAAAAAAUACAAGAAAUAUGAUUAUUGUGGCAGAUGUUUGUGUAAAUAGCACAUGUUAUGUUUAGGUUUUCAAUUUAUCCCAAACUGUUUCUGCAUAUUGGUUAUUGAUUUGGACACGUUAAAACUGUGUUUUGACAUUGAGGCUAUCCCACCUAGCAAAAUGUAAUUGAAAAGUCGUUGAAAAUAAGACUAUGCAAUCAAA
Salvelinus fontinalis (brook trout) is the source of this 5524-nucleotide messenger RNA. RefSeq names its product zinc finger protein 721-like. Bases 291 to 4814 code for a protein of 1507 amino acids. The record is from RefSeq and is a predicted model, not a curated record. The transcript has 2 exons. Gene Ontology annotation, molecular function: DNA-binding transcription factor activity, RNA polymerase II-specific; RNA polymerase II cis-regulatory region sequence-specific DNA binding. Gene Ontology annotation, biological process: regulation of transcription by RNA polymerase II. Lineage: Eukaryota; Metazoa; Chordata; Actinopteri; Salmoniformes; Salmonidae.